Ipomoea nil (Japanese morning glory) is the source of this 789-nucleotide messenger RNA. Its product is annotated as protein EPIDERMAL PATTERNING FACTOR 2-like. Lineage: Eukaryota; Viridiplantae; Streptophyta; Magnoliopsida; Solanales; Convolvulaceae. The coding region runs from base 107 to 463 and encodes 118 amino acids. The record is from RefSeq and is a predicted model, not a curated record. Gene Ontology annotation, biological process: guard cell differentiation; stomatal complex development. The transcript has 3 exons.
ACCAUUUUGCCAUUCUCCCUCAAUUAUCUCCAUUGCUUUUAGUAGCUUUGAAGUUUCCUUUGUUUGUUCUUAUAUAUAUAUAGGAGGGCAUAUAACGAAAGACAAGAUGAAGGCAGUGAGAAAUCCUACAUUUGGGUUGUGGACUAUGUUGUUUGUUACAAUGGUUUUUCUGCUACUUGGCACUAGCCAAAGCCUAAGACCAUCUCAUUUUACCUACAAAGGGAAUGGACUUCACAAGGGUGACCAAACCAACAACAACAACCUAGAGGAUGAAAGGAAAGGGGAGCUAGGGAUGGAGCUAUAUCCAACAGGGUCAAGUCUCCCGGACUGUUCUCAUGCUUGUGGGCCAUGCUUCCCAUGCAAGAGGGUGAUGGUGAGCUUCAAGUGCUCAGUUGCAGAGUCUUGCCCCAUUGUUUACAGAUGCAUGUGUAGAGGCAAAUACUACCAUGUCCCUUCCAACUGAGCCUCUCCACUUGGCUGCAGAUUAUUGCCUCUCAAUUCCAUACUUUUUUUUUUUGUUUUUUUACGAUAGAUUAGAUCAGAGUAUGUAGCUAGCUAGGUUCUAUGGUGGGUCGGUCAGAUCUCAGAUCAGAGCAGAGUAUUUUACAUGUUAUUAGUGCUUUAAUCACAACUGUUAGUGUUUAAUUUUGUCAUGUUUUCAUGAAUAUUUAGUAAGCAGAAUUAUUAGAAAAAGGUUAGUUAGCUUUACUCGAUCUUUUUGUAGUUGAGAUAUGUCAGACAUUUUACUGUAGUAAAUAGUACUAGUAGUAUAGAUCAGUUGAGAUAUUA